Acanthosepion pharaonis is the source of this 891-nucleotide messenger RNA. The record is from the annotation of a GenBank genome assembly. Lineage: Eukaryota; Metazoa; Mollusca; Cephalopoda; Sepiida; Sepiidae.
AUGGGUAACAUUACAAGUUCAACAACCCAUUUGCAAGUGAAUGGUUUGAACCCUGCUCAAACAUAUGUGUUCACAGUUACUGCCAAGAACCGUGUUGGGGAAGGCAGCCCCAGUGAGAUGCAGAGUGUCACCACCUGGCAGGCAGCUCCCUCAGAACCUGUGAGACUUCAAGUUGUAAAAACUUCUCCAGUGAGUAUCUACCUGUCCUGGUGGAGGCCCCGUGAAUUACAUGGAACUAUCAAAAAGUACCAGCUUGUCCGUAAUGCACUAAACUGGACUAAAGAUCAAAUAGUUGAAGAAUUGGUUAACAUCGACUCGCCAUUUGUGAGCCACACAGUGCGGGGUCUGCAUCCUUUCACAACAUACGUCUUCAAGGUGAGGGCAGCCAAUAUGCAGAAUGGGACCGAACUUUGGGGAAACUUUUCUUCCACACUCACUGUAUCAACAGAAAUGCGAGCUCCGUCGUCCAGUCCCCAAAAUCUUACAGUUCAACCAUUGAAAGGAAGAAUUGUGUAUCUGACAUGGCAGCCUCCCUCAAAGUUUUAUCAAAAUGGCCCCCUGAAGCAGUAUGUGGUGAGAUACCAAUCUGUAAGUCCCAUUGAAGGUUGCGAAGAUAAAGAUGUUCACUAUUACGCCUCUGAGGGUCAUUCAGCCAACAUAAGUGGUUUACUUCCUGGAACAGAAUACAUUUUUCAAAUUUCCUUAGAGAAUGAAGCAGGCCGUGGGCCUCCAAGUGACAUAGUCCGGGUCUCUACUCUGCCAGAAGAACUGUGUCGAUUGUGGCUGAACAAGCUGAUUUUUGAGCACCAAUCCCUGAGACAGCCACAGCACUUGAAGGUAGAGAUUGAAGCUGGGCAUUUACAGCCACAGCUUUUCUUCUUUCCUUUCUGA